GCCGCCGUCGCCGCCGCCAUUUUGACGGCGGAAAGAGUGAGGGUCUGGGACACCUGGAAGAGGCGGUGGUGAUGGGUAAGGGUGGUUUCCGCUCGCGUUAGCCCCUCCAAAUUCGCCGGUCUUGGGGCCACAGCACUCGGAAUCACUUCACGAAAGGAAAGAUAAUUUGCGUCCUCUCUCCCCGCUGGAAAUGGCCACUGUGCUGUGUAAUAGAGCCAGACUGGUUUCCUAUCUCCCAGGAUUUUGCUCUUUAGUUAAAAGGGUUGUCAAUCCCAAAGCCUUUUCAACUGCAGGAUCUUCAGGUUCCGAUGAGCCUCAUGUGGCCACUGCACCUCCAGAUAUAUGCUCUCGAACAGUAUGGCCAGAUGAAACUAUGGGGCCAUUUGGACCUCAGGAUCAGAGAUUCCAGCUUCCUGGGAACAUAGGUUUUGAUUGUCACCUCAAUGGGACUAUGACACAGAAGAAAAGCCAGGUUCAUAAAACUCUACCUGAUGUUCUAGCAGAACCUUUAUCAAGUGAAAGACAUGAGUUUGUGAUGGCACAGUAUGUGAAUGAAUUUCAGGGUAACAAUGCACCUGUUGAACAAGAAAUCAACAGUGCAGAAACUUACUUUGAAAAUGCCAAAGUAGAGUGUGCAAUCCAAACAUGUCCAGAAUUGCUGCGAAGAGAUUUUGAGUCACUGUUUCCAGAAGUAGCCACCAACAAACUAAUGAUUCUGACUAUAACACAGAAAACUAAGAAUGAUAUGACUGUUUGGAGUGAAGAGGUAGAAAAUGAAAGAGAAAUGCUUUUAGAAAAGUUCAUUAAUGGUGCUAAGGAAAUUUGCUAUGCUCUUCGAGCUGAAGGCUAUUGGGCUGACUUUAUUGACCCAUCAUCUGGUGUGGCAUUUUUUGGACCAUAUACAAACAACACUCUCUUUGAAACAGAUGAACGCUAUCGACAUUUAGGAUUCUCUGUGGAUGAUCUUGGCUGCUGUAAAGUGAUUCGUCAUAGUCUCUGGGGUACCCAUGUGUUUGUGGGAAGUAUUUUCACUAACGCAACACCAGACAGCCAUAUUAUGAAGAAAUUAGGUGGAAACUAACAGCAAUGUCAACUUACUGGGUGUACUAUUUGUACAUAACAUUGGGUUUGAUCUAUAAACACUCAAAGGCUUGAA
Messenger RNA from Hyaena hyaena (striped hyena), 1156 nucleotides. It is a transcript of the gene MMADHC, whose product is annotated as metabolism of cobalamin associated D. The record is from RefSeq and is a predicted model, not a curated record. Gene Ontology annotation, cellular component: mitochondrion. Bases 191 to 1081 code for a protein of 296 amino acids. NCBI's taxonomy places the organism in Eukaryota, Metazoa, Chordata, Mammalia, Carnivora, Hyaenidae. The transcript has 8 exons. Gene Ontology annotation, biological process: cobalamin metabolic process.